AAUCAUCAAAAUAUAUCAUCAGGAACUCAUAAAUAUUGUUAUUGUCUGGAGAUCACUUCAUAAACACAGUUACAAACUGUUGCAUCAUUUGCACAGAAUUUCGACCGAGAGCACGUACUUGAGGACUUUCCAAGAACCAGCCAUCUGAAGGAGCACAGUAAAGUUUUUUGGUAAUUUACUCCAGAACGCAAAUCAUGUUGCAUGUAUUUAGUAGAUUGUGUCGCCAGACAGUACAUGCUGGAAGAAAUUGGGCCAGCAUUUCUUAUUCCAUGCAAAGAAAUCUUAGUGCUGAAGUGCAGUCAAGCAGGAGCUUAGUGCAAGUAAAUGGCAAAGAGGCUUCUGCUUUCCUGCAAGGCCUUGUCACAAAUGACAUGAAUCACCUGUUAGAAGGAGCAACAAGCAUGUACUCAAUGAUGCUCAACACUCAAGGCAGAGUUGUCUUUGAUACCAUUAUUUACAAGAGGCAUGAGGAGAGUUAUCUAGUUGAAUGUGACCGUGAAAAAUUGGACCAUUUAGUGAGGCAUCUGAAGAUGUACAAAGUGCGAAGGAAAAUUGACAUUAAACCUCUAGAAGACUUUAAUGUAUGGGCUGUGUUUGAGCCAGAAUUAGACAUGGACAGUAUUACACAGGUUGAUGUAGAGUCUUUAUACCUUAAUCCAAAAGCAGAAUCUGAGGUCCUCCUGCACUUGAAAGACACUGUGAGCGAUGUCAUUGUGACAAGAGAUCCAAGGAUGAAAUAUCUAGGACACAGGCUUGUUGUUCCAGACAAAAAACAUAUCACAGACAUUGUAUCAGAUGUAGAACUUGAUAAAGAGAUUUUCAAGUUUUUGCGUUAUAAGUUGGGUGUUGGUGAAGGGCUGCAGGAGCUCCCACCAACAAAAUGCUUGCCACUUGAAGCCAAUCUAGAUUAUCUUCAUGGAGUUAGUUUUCACAAAGGCUGUUACAUAGGACAAGAACUUACUGCCAGAACUUUCCACACUGGUGUUGUGCGCAAGAGGUACAUGCCUCUCAUAUUUCCUGGUGACGCUUCCACUCUUGCUUACGAUACAAAUAUAAUCAAUGAGAAGGGAAAAUCUGUAGGAAAGGUUCGAGGAAUAGAUGGUCAGUAUGGGAUAGGGCUUUUAAGAGUUAAAGAAUGCUUAGCUGCUGAAUCUCUGAAAGCCAAUGAUAUGGUUGUAAAAACGUUUAGGCCUCCAUGGUGGCCCAUUGAAGCCUCAAAAGAAAAAAUGAAUUAAACAUACCUAAAUCAAAGAAAGAAUGGAUUGAUAAUGCAGUACUUACUCAGUUUGGAAUCAUUUUAAUGUUAUUUCCAAUCAAAAUAUACUCCAAAGUAAUAACUUACAUGUAACUGAGAUUCUAGGAUGACCAAGUAUAUAUUUGUUGUAUAAUAUAUAUAUUGUACAUUGCAUUUAAUUGAAAUUCAUGAUGGGUUGGCCUGAUAACACAUGAUAAAUCUCUAGUUGGUUUUAUUCAUAUAGUCAGACAUACAGUUGGAGACCAGUAUUAUCAACACAUGUUAUGCAAUGUAGGGAUUAUAUUAUCACCAGUAGCAUAUUAUCACAGGCUGGAAAGUUAACAGUUAUUAAUUCACUCACUAUUUAUCUGAAGAGUAUGUAUUCCAAACCACCACUUGCAUUAUUUAUGUGUAUUAUGCUUACAGUUUAUACAUUUAUCAUUUUUUUGUAUUCUCAUGGGAAAAUGUUGGUAAUCGUAAUUGUGAAGUUCCAUGUGUUCUUAUUUUAAAAGGUCACAUAAAAACUUGUGAAGUAAAAUGGUCCUACUUUUUGUUUUUAGUCAAUUGUUGAAUUCGGGUAGAAACUUUAUGGACUUUUUAGUUGUAUUUAAUAAAAUAGUGGGUCUAUUACAUUCAGUGAAGUUGUGGGUUAAUUCAAUUCCUUAUUAUUUUAAAACUUAAAAUAAUUCUCAGUUCUUUUUAAUAGGCUUUCAGACAUUAUAAAUGUUACUACAUGGAAGCUUGAGUUUAAAAUGAUAGAGAGUUAGAGUUAUGUAUAUUACCUACUAUAUUUGAAGGCAUGUCUGUCCAAAAAUGCAUUUAUUAUUUUGUUACUUUUAAAACUUUCAUCUAUAAAAAAACAUCAAUAUGUUCACAUUAAUGCACUCAAUCUGAUCUCAUAAUUGUAGUGCUUAAAAUGACCAUAUUGAUGCAUGUUAUAGAUGUAUUUAAUAUCAGGCCAUUGGUCAGAGAACACAUUUGGAUGCAAAUACCCUCAUUUUAAGGGCAGCCUUUAAACACAGGGAAAUAUGUUUAUGAAAGCAUAAAGAACUUUCUCAGGUUCUACUCUUGUUUUUUGUUUGUAUUUUGUCAUCUAGUCAUUUGUUAUUAAAUAUAUUUUUGAAUAUUA
Messenger RNA from Penaeus vannamei (Pacific white shrimp), 2363 nucleotides. RefSeq names its product putative transferase CAF17 homolog, mitochondrial. Gene Ontology annotation, molecular function: protein binding. Gene Ontology annotation, biological process: iron-sulfur cluster assembly. NCBI's taxonomy places the organism in Eukaryota, Metazoa, Arthropoda, Malacostraca, Decapoda, Penaeidae. The record is from RefSeq and is a predicted model, not a curated record. Gene Ontology annotation, cellular component: mitochondrial matrix.